Messenger RNA from Astrephomene gubernaculifera, 1745 nucleotides. NCBI's taxonomy places the organism in Eukaryota, Viridiplantae, Chlorophyta, Chlorophyceae, Chlamydomonadales, Astrephomenaceae. The record is from the annotation of a GenBank genome assembly.
CACCACCUGUAGUAAGUAAGCUGAUUAAGAUCUCGUAACUCUAUUGUUGCUAAUAGAGGACAAAAUGGCACCGCUUCGCUGGCUUUCGCUGGCAACUUUAUGCUGCCUUGUCGCCUCAGCACUGUCUGCAUCUGCUGUUCCUGAUCUGGCGGAGGUCGUGAAGCUUAAGCUUCGUCUCCCAAAGACCAGCCCCGUGCACCGCACUUUCGGACGCGACCUGCUUGAAAGCACCGUCUCGAUGUGCCUUUGGAGCUCAAGCUAUACCCUGGACAGCUGUGAUUUGAACCUCGACUACAUUACCAGCCUUGGAACACCUUCCACCAACAGCCAGAAGCUUCUGGCUUAUGUUGCAGCGCUCAACAACAGGUGCAGUAAUUACACCAGCAGUUCCUCCUGCACGGCGACUCCGAGCGAGUAUUGCGCUUGGGACUCUACCUUCAAGGAGUGCUCCGUCGGCCCAAGCUUCCUCAAGCAAGGGUGGCUCCAAAAUGUGCUGUACUGCUCCGGCUCGCGUGCGGACAUCGUCAUGACCUGCGUUGCUCUCAACCAAACGUCUUGUGGCUCCAACAGCAACUGCGUCUGGCAGAACACCACUCAGCUCGCGCAGAACACGAUCGGCACAUCUUUGAUGAACAGCCUCGCCGAAUAUGCCGGCCACACUGUAUCGUCUUCCUCCUCCGUCUGCGCUGCCAGCUGGGCAACCAACACCACCUACCUCACCACCCUCGCAUCCAAGAUUGCGAAGGCCGAGACGUCGGCAUCUGCCUUUUCUGUUAUCUUCACCGACCUCUUCGGUGACUGCUCGGCCCUGACCACCUUCAAGUCUGCGGUUACUACCUGCUCCAACAAGACCACCCAAGCCACCUGCGAUGCCCAGCUAGCCUGCUCCUGGACGAAUGAAUGCGACCUCGCGGAGGACUUUGUGAUGGACCUGCUGCUCGACUCAUCCGAUCCGUGGGUUGCCAAGUACACGGAGCAAUCCCUGCGCUGCGCCGCCCAGACCACCAGCUCCGCCUGCAAGGGCCUGGCGACCACCACCGUCGACACCACCAAGUACAGCAGCUACCUGACUCUCACCCCCUUCUCGGGGGCUGGCAUGAUGUCCGCCUCUUCGCUCCUGAUCAGCUUGAUGGCUGGGCUGGUUUGCCUGUGGGGCAUGUUGCUGUAAGCACAUGCCGUGAGAGCGUGGAAGAGCAAUCGUUUUUGUGCAUGCUUGUUCGAAGGGAUGCAUUGAAGCUAGUGCUCAUUGUGUUAAUAUUGCGAUCAGACCACAACUGUGCGUGCGUGCAUGUAGCAGGGCACACCCGCCCCAGCCCCAGAAUACCCAUGAUUAUAUCCAAGACCUGGGGGGUUCCUGCCAUCUCGAGUAAGCCUUUCGCGCUGCUACAGUGCAUGUAUUUCCGGUACUCAGUGCUCGCCAUGUGAUUCGACUGAAGAGCUGUUAUUGUGAAUUGACGUUGGUUGUUGCUGGAGGUUUGGCGUUGUGUAUGCGUGCAUAUGGCCAUAUUCAUGCCAUUCGUUCGUUCGGAUACCGUUCGUAUGUUGUUGCAGCUCGGAGGAAGCACCUCGCUUCGUCCUACAUACAUUGCUGUGCCAUUGCCGAGCGCAUUGCGCCUUGAAUUUCUCGUAUGCCGGACAUUGCUGCACAUGUGGCGUGCGCAACGCCCUUUGCGUGGCAUACUCAGCUUCGUGCUAUCGACAACGCUCAACGGCCCGUGCUUUGUUGUAACAAUCUUGGGAGUAAC